Messenger RNA from Amblyraja radiata (thorny skate), 1722 nucleotides. RefSeq names its product adhesion G protein-coupled receptor E3-like. NCBI's taxonomy places the organism in Eukaryota, Metazoa, Chordata, Chondrichthyes, Rajiformes, Rajidae. The transcript is spliced from 13 exons. The record is from RefSeq and is a predicted model, not a curated record. Gene Ontology annotation, biological process: adenylate cyclase-activating G protein-coupled receptor signaling pathway. Gene Ontology annotation, molecular function: G protein-coupled receptor activity; calcium ion binding. Gene Ontology annotation, cellular component: plasma membrane. The coding region runs from base 1 to 1722 and encodes 573 amino acids.
AUGUUCCGGGCGCUCAGUAAUUUCUCCCAGUCGGUGUUGGCCAGCCCGGAGGAAUGGAGCCGCCUGAAGAAGCAGCAGCAGCAGGCAGCACUUGGCCACCUGCUGCAGGCCAUGGAGGUUGCCAUCGCCGACGCUGCCCUCAACCUACUCCUCAACAACAAGACGCGCUAUUUGUCGCCCACCAUCGAUGAAACGACUGUCAGCUAUGGAACCAUUAAUGCCACCACAGAACAAUCUACCAAAGCUCCCGAUCAGAUAGACGCGGCUGUGAUCCAAGACAUCGUAAACGAGAUCCGAAGCUUCAAGGAGAAAGCAUGCAACAGAUUUGUCGCAGGAGGACCGGACAAGGCGCUCAGUAAUUUCUCCCAGUCGGUGUUGGCCAGCCCGGAGGAAUGGAGCCGCCUGAAGAAGCAGCAGCAGCAGGCAGCACUUGGCCACCUGCUGCAGGCCAUGGAGGUUGCCAUCGCCGACGCUGCCCUCAACCUACUCCUCAACAACAAGAAGCGCUAUUCGUCGCCCACCAUCGAUGUGGACGAAUGCGAGCAUGGGCACCAGUGCAGCGCCAACAUGACCUGUCGCAACACCUUUGGGAGUCACCUCUGUGUCUGUGGAGCGGGAUAUCACCCAGGGCCAGGACAGACACACCAGACCUGUCAAGUCGAUCCACUCGUUUGUUCCGACUCGGGAAAGCGGAGUUCCACAGUGCAGCGGUGCAGUCGCAAGCAGUUAACCUCUGCAGAAGACGUGCUGAACAUAGCUGCUUGCUUCCAAUAUAAAAUGUGUCAGAAUUUCAGCGUGGAAAGUGAUACCAAGGACAUGGAAGCCUUUACAAACACGGUUCUCAAUCACUCACUGCUGGAAACCAUGAACACAAAUGAAAGGCAGAAGGUAGUAACAACCAUAUUGGACCUUGUGGACAAUAUGGCCAUGGCGAUAGCUCUUACUCUGCCCAGUUCACAAGUGAAGACCAUCACAACAGAUUCAUUUGUUCUGAAGUUCCAGGUGAUUGAAAAGAAGAAUAGCAAUGCGGACCAUUUGGUGGAGAUGCAUGUUGCGAGCAAUGUCAUGAAGAUAUUCUGGAGUUCAAUCACUGAAGGCACUAACCCUGACUUUGUGGCUGUUUCCUUUCUUGUAUUCAACGACAUGGAAUCCCUGUUGAACAGAGAGAUUAAAGGAGGAAUCUCAACUCAGAGGACGUUCCCAUUGAUCUCCAAGGUGGUCUCAGCCACGAUCAGCAACAAAGUCGCCAGCUCCAAGCUGAAAGAAAUGGUCAAUUUCACUCUGGCAAUCAACCAGUCGCAGGAACAGAAAGACAACGAGAAGCCAACGUGUGUGUUUUGGAAGACGACGGAAGGUGAAAGUGUCUGGUCCCGUGAGGGUUGUGUAACGUAUGGUUUCAAUCAGACAUACGUGGACUGCCAGUGUGACCACCUCACAAGCUUUGCUAUUUUAAUGGCUCCUGUUGAUCUUAAGGGUGACCGGCACUUGGAGGUGAUCACCUACAUCUGCCUCAUCAUCUCUCUGCUGUGCCUCGCCGCCUCCAUCGCCAUCUUUGUCAACUGCAGCUCCAUCCAGAACGCCAACACCACCGUCCACAAGCACCUGAGCUUCACCCUCUUCCUGGCACAGUUCGUCUUCCUGAUAGGAAUGCGGAUUAAACACAAGGUAAGAAAUCUAAGCUGCAGCUUCAAAUUCUCAGCUCUCUCCUGGAUCUUGACCUAG